Solea solea (common sole) is the source of this 5313-nucleotide messenger RNA. RefSeq names its product target of myb1 like 2 membrane trafficking protein (gene tom1l2b). Gene Ontology annotation, cellular component: endosome; membrane. Bases 107 to 1672 code for a protein of 521 amino acids. Lineage: Eukaryota; Metazoa; Chordata; Actinopteri; Pleuronectiformes; Soleidae. The transcript is spliced from 15 exons. Gene Ontology annotation, biological process: signal transduction. The record is from RefSeq and is a predicted model, not a curated record. Gene Ontology annotation, molecular function: ubiquitin binding; clathrin binding; phosphatidylinositol binding.
UUACGUCGCGGUGUGGGCGGGACCUCCUCUACGUUUCCCUCACGUCUCCUCAGCGUCGUCAUCCUCCUCGUCCUCCCAUGGACUGACUUGUUUGUUGUCGAGCAAGAUGGAGUUCCUGUUGGGAAACCCUUACACCACCCCGGUGGGCCACUGCAUUGAAAGAGCCACCGAUGGCUCCCUGCAAAAUGAAGACUGGACCCUCAACAUGGAAAUAUGUGACAUAAUCAAUGAAACAGAGGACGGGCCAAAAGAUGCCAUUAGAGCAGUUAAGAAGCGACUCAACGGCAACAGGAACUACAGAGAAGUGAUGUUGACUCUAACGGUCCUCGAGACGUGUGUGAAGAACUGCGGCCACCGCUUCCAUGCAUUGGUCACGAGCCGGGACUUUGUUGACGGCGUGCUUGUUAAAAUCAUCUCCCCUAAAAACAACCCACCUACAAUUGUUCAAGAUAAAGUACUCGCACUAAUUCAGGCGUGGGCCGAUGCAUUCAGGAGCAGUCCAGACCUCACGGGAGUGGUUCAAAUCUAUGAAGAGAUGAAGAGGAAAGGUAUCGAGUUCCCCAUGUCAGACCUGGAGACCCUGUCGCCUAUACACACGCCUCAGCGGGUUGCGUCUGCUCCAGAGGGCGGCGACUCCUCUGUACUCAAGUUCAGUGCCACUCCUCAGCCCACACCACACACUGUCCCGCCGGCCUACACUGACCCUCAGGUCCCCAACCUCCCAGCCUCUGGAGCCAUUAAUCCCACACCUGAACAGAUUUGUCGGCUGCGCAGUGAGUUGGACGUUGUUCGCGGAAACACUAAGGUGAUGUCGGAGAUGUUGACAGAGAUGGUCCCAGGACAGGAGGACGCUUCAGACUACGAGCUACUACAGGAGCUGAACAGGACUUGCAGAGCCAUGCAGCACAGAAUAAUGGAGCUGAUCUCCUGUGUUUCCAACGAGGCUGUGACUGAGGAGCUGCUGCACGUCAACGAUGACCUCAACAACAUUUUCUUACGCUACGAAAGGUAUGAGAGGUUUAGGUCGGGGAGAUCUUCAGCUCAGACUGCUGUCAACAACGGGGUCCUGAGUGAGGCUACAGAGGACAACCUGAUCGACCUCGGUCCAGGCUCCCCGGCUGUGGUCAGCAACAUGUCCAAUGUGGCCCCAGCCCAGAGCGUCACUGCACCAGCGGGUGGACCCUCCUCACCGGCCACCUUAGCCUCUCGCCUUGCUGGUCUAGACAUGGGUUCAGACAGUGUGAGCAGCACCUUGAGCUCUCUGUCCAGCUGUAAACCUCCUCCACCUGCUCAGGACGACUUUGACGUGUUCGCUCAGACCAGGACUGGAGUCGUGUCUGAACCACACAAGAUUACUGCAGCAGGAGACAACCGUGCCUCUGGUAACCCGCCCACUCUGGACGUGGUACAGCCGACUGCAGGAGGGGGCGUCGCUCGUCAGUCCUCUGUCAUGGAUGACAUAGAGGAGUGGCUGUGUACUGAUGUGAAGGGAGAUGAAGGCGAGGAAGGAGUGACGAGUGAAGAGUUCGACAAGUUCCUCGAGGAGAGAGCCAAAGCUGCCGAGAUGACCCCCGGCCUACCGUCACCCCCCAGUGGCGACCCGGGGGCAACACAGGGAACCCCCAGCCGUAAGAAGCCAGACAGACCAGAGGACGCUUUGUUUGCCAUGUAGACCUUUCUUUCACCUCUGGCCCUGACGACCUGAGCAGCAUCACCCGCAGACGGACUGACCACAUGCUAGUCCACAACGCAGUGAAGUUACACUACAGCUAUUCAUACGCUCUGUUCAUUUUCCCCCAUCAGAAAAACAAAAACACUAUUUUCAUCAGCAGUCAAAUAGAUGUCACCCUGUGUCAGAGGCGAUGAGGCAGCCUGCUUAUUCCUUCUUCUUCUUUACAUGCGGAGAACCUCCUGUGGACUGCAGAGCUUCUUGUUGCAGCUAAUCCUGAUGAUCAGAUGUAGACUUUUAUAAACAAAGAUUCCUUGUUCUGUUUCCGAGCCCUCAGAGCAUGAAUUAAUGCAACCCACACUCUAUAAUUUUACAGUUUUAAGAGCCAAACAAGGGUCAGAAACAAUAAUACUGAGCAUUACGUCCCGGUUAGAGUUUUCAGUGUUUGUAUCAGUCUUGAGUUUGAAAUUGUAAAUCUGUAAAUGACAGAAAGUCACGUUUAUUAGUCGUGUGUAUAUUUAAGCUACAAAUAUGUACGAAAGAGAUGUUGAUUUAAAUGUAGAUUUGCUGAUGUCUGCAGCCACUCCGACACGAGGGGACGUACCUGAGCGGGUACAAGAAAAGGGACGUGCUUUAAAUCAGGAAAAAGACAACGUUUUUUCAGAUUUGGUAGAAUCACAAAUCAACACAUACAGAAUAAUCCUGUCGUAGAUUAUAGGGAUGACUCGAUACCACUUGUGUUUGACACUGAUACCAAUAUCGAAACCUUGAAUUCCGUCUGAUGCGGUCUUUCUCCUCUUUAAGCAGCUAGACUGUAUAUUUUGAACUUGAGCUAGAUUUUAAGUUUCUCGUUGGGUUAAAAAAAUGUCCGCCCUCUUUACCGUCUGACUUAAACCAUCCGAUAAACGAUAACACGCCACCUGCCUGAACAGGAUAUCUCGUAUGUAGCAUGUAACGUGUGCUUCGUUAAGCAUUUACAUCAUAUUUAUGAUUUGAUGGAUCAUAUUGGACUCAUUAUUUUCUUUUUCCUGAUUUCUGAUUCAGUUAUUUUUGGCCAGUUUGGUGCUGAUAUUGAGUAUUGUAUCAGACCAAUACUGAGUAUCAUGUCAAAGUGAUAUCAAUACUGAGAAUCGCAUCGGACUGACAACGAUACUGCGUAUUGUAUCAAAUCAGUAGUGAUACUAAGUAUUGUAUGUGAUCGAUAAAUCGAUACUGAGUAUCGUGUCUCACCGAUACCAUAUGUGGAAUCACACCCCCGAUGCUUAGUAUCUUAUCGCACCAAUAGUAAGACAGAGUGUCGUAUUGACCAAUAACGAUAGAGAGAUUAACAUUGUUUCUGGGUAUCGUACUAGAAAGGCAAAGAUACUGGGUACUGUAUCAGUCCAAUAUCGAUACUGGGUACUGUAUUGGUCAGGUAUGGACAGACGGCGUUACUGGGCACUGUAUCGGUCCGAUACAGACAGACAACGAUGCUGGGUACUGUAUCGGUCCGAUGGUGAUACUGGGUAUCCUAUAACAGACAACGAUACUGCACCAGUAACGAUAGAGAGUAUCGUAUCAGAUUGACAUCGUUUCUGGGUAUCGUACUGGAAAGACAACAAUACUGGGUAUUAUAUUGGUCCGAUUAUUGCUGUUAGACAGACAACGAUACUAGGUAUUAUUUUGCACUAAUACUGAGUAAUUUAUUUGACCGAUAGUGAUACCGAGUACGUAAACAAGUACUGUGUGAAAUUGAAACUCAUACCAAGUAUUAUCGGCUCAUCCCUAGCAUCGUUCUCUCUCACAAAUCUAAGCGUGGAUGUUUGAUGGUGUACGUGUUGAGACCAGAUUUAUUGAGAUUAUUUUUUUUGCUGAGAUUAAACUGAAGCUGCUGUCGUCGAUCUUAUUUCCACCGUCUGGAUUAUCGCUGUAGAUGUAAUUAUGUCUAUUUGUGCUGAAGAUGGAUGCAAAGAUAUUUUUGUGCUUUUUGAAUGUGUUGACGAGAGAUCACAGUCAGAUAAGAUACUGUAUGUUUUCUGUUAAAGGGACCAGAUUUUUUGUGCUGUUUUCCUGGAUGUUGAAGGGAAAAUCCUGGUCCAUGUCAGAACUCCGAGCUCUGCUGUAUACAUGUAGGGAUGUCAUGACACGACAAGAGAGCACAUUAUUUCUUUGAAAUUAUUUUCUCCUUUUUUCUUUUUUCUUUCUUUCUUGACGCCCGACACCUUUUUAUAAAAAAAAAAAAGCCUGACCUUUCAACACGACAUUUGUUUUCAGAAAUGAGCUCGCCGCAGACGCAGCGCGACAAAUGAGAAAUCAUUUUACUCCCCAUGACAGUCAUAAAUGUGACGUGUUACACAAUCACAACAAGCUGGAAACAAGCAGCGUUUCCCCUCUCUGCUCCCGAGAGAAUGAAUCAGAACAACUUAACCAGAUUACGGACGCACGAUAUGCUGAUACAGCUGGAGAGCUUGGACCGAUAACCAACACAGAUAUACAUACUUUUUUAAGGUCAUUUAGCCUCUUCUGUAGUGAAAUUAAUAGAAUAAUUUUUCAUACGUGUGUCCAGCGCUGCUACGAGCAAUUGAUUAUUAGUCCAUUACUAAAUUAUCAACUAUUUUGAGUGAUUUUUUCACUAAUUAAAACACUUUUCUUUUUGUUUAGAGGAUAUUUUCUGGUUUCUUUGCUCCGUAUGAAAAAGGAAUCAUUAAAAAUUUAUAUUUUUGGGUUUGUGGACAAAACAAGACAUUUGAGGUGUUCAGGUGUAGAUUUGCAUACAUUUGUGCAGAAUAAAUAAAAAUGGGGAGCCUGAUGAUAUCUGAUGCUACAUUUUAAAGCCAGUAUCGUCCAGAUUAAACCUUUUAUUUUGGGAAUAUUUCGGCAAAGGUGUGGAAAUAUUUUUGUGUUUCUUUUCCACGUCAACAUUUUUAAUCGGGUUAUUUAAAAGAGAAAAGUUAAAAACUGAAAGUGAGUUGUCUUGUGAUGUUUUAGUGGUUUUUUUGGCUUUUGUUUUUCCGAUUUUCCCUUUGUAUACAUUACUGCUGGCUAAUGUGUCUUUACCGUAUUGUUUUUGUGGUUAAUAAUCAUUUUUGGCCGUUUAUGGUCUCUGAUCAGAUCAGAAUCAGCAGUUUGUAGCCGAGACAGAAUCAAAGCGGUCGUUUCAUGAAGGAUGAAUUAGCUGAUGUUUAAGUGACUUUGCUGGAAAGAAGCGUCAACGUUGCACAUUAGAAAAAAGGAAGAACCUCCUUUUUUUAUUUCUUUAUUUUUGUUAGUGUUAAACCUCCGUGUUUGUGUGUGUGACGUUUGAUCUCCGCUGUUCAAGUCAAGUUAGUUUUUAUUCAAUGAAAUGAUGUAAUAAUCAUUUUUAAUUUGCAGCUUUCGGUGCUGGAAUCAUGAGCGACUGCAUGUGACACUAGGACACUGCUGCAGAUUGAAUGUAGGAGGGAAACACUGCUGCCAUCUCAGGCCUGUUUUUGUUAUUUCUUCUGUUUAAAGUUUAAAAUUCACUGGAUACACAGAUAUAAGAGGAGGAGGAGGAGGAGGAGGUGCUGAUGAAGGAGGCUGUGCCGUGCGUGACUGCUGCUUUUCCUCCGUUUGCCUCGUUUCUCUUUGUGUUGUUUGAACUUGUGCAUGAACUCUAAUAAAACUUCAGCAGUGUGUGAACCACA